AUAUUAUAUCUCUUGAAAAUGAUGUCCAAAUCUUCAGCAUGUACCAACUAUGACAUAGCUUUAUAUCUUCCUUCCAAAAAACUUUUAAAUUGAAAUUUUGUUGUAAGCCCCAAAAUUAGUGAAUUUUUUCUUAAUAUGUUUUCUGGGCAUUUUAAAUUUUAGCUUUCAUGUUGCAGGCUCACAAAAAUGAAUGUUUCACCCGGGAAUAGAUCUAUUAAAGUCUGAGUCAUGGGAGAGCCCAAUGCUGACUACUUAAAAUUAAUGCUGACACUAAAUCAUAGCACCGUCUAAAGCUGAAUGUAACUUAUCACAACAGCGGUCAGAAUCAAUCGAAGUCAGUAAAGAAAGACAGCCGCAAGGUAUGGGGAAUAAUAACACACAGGCACAAGAAAGGCAAGAGGCAGAGGGAAGGCAACAGGCCGAAGAACGAGCAAGGCGAGCAGAAGAGGCAAGGCGGCAAGAGGCAGAAGAAGGAAGGAGAAAGGCAGAAGAGGCAAGGCGGCAAGAGGCAGAAGAAGGAAGGAGAAAGGCAGAAGAAGGAGUGAGGCGACUACUAGCAGAGGCAAAAGCCCGGGCUGAAAACCAACAGCGGAAGCUGGAGUUGGAUAGUGAAGAGAGACAACAGAAGCUCAGAUUGCAAAGCGAAGCAGAUGAAAAGGAAAAGGAUAGGAAGCUUGAAAGGCUCAAGAUUGAAACUGAAGAAAACCAAAGAAAAAGGGAGCAUGAAGAAAAAAGGCUCACAAUUGAAAAUGAAGAAAAUGAAAAGAAAAGGGAGCACGAGAGGCUGAAAUAUGUAAGUGAAGCAAAAGAAAGGGAAAAAGAUAGGGAGCUUGAAAGGUUUAAGAUUCAAAGUCAAGAGAGAGUUGCCAUUGAGAAAUGUAGAUCCAAAGAAAAAGUUGCUAAGGAAGAAGCUGCAAAAGCGAAGGAAGAAGCUGCAAAAGCUAAGGAAGAAGCUAACGCAAAGAAAGAGGUGAAUAAAACGCUUGAUAAAUUAAACACCGCAAAAAAUCCACGGGCAGCAUUGAUGGUGAUUGGUGGAAGAACCCGGUGUGAUGAUGGCUAUAAUCCUGCAGAAGCCUCUCGUCGUGGGGUGAAUAUUCCACAAGAAGACAACAGUCUGAGUUCUCAGUCUUCUCUGAGUUCUCAGAAUUCUGAUGGCAUUGUAAGUACUAAUGCUAGAGAAAAUGCACCUGACGAUCCAUUCUUAUACAAUGAAGCACAAAAUGAAAGGUGGACUAGGGUACAUAAGAGGAAAGUAAAAACUGCUAUAUAGUUAAGAACCUGCUAUUUGCCUACCGGCCAAAAGAACUUUAUAUUAUACUUUUGUGACUUUGUUGUGCCCUCAAUUUGUUUAAACUGUUUUUUGUAGUGUAUAUGUACCUAUACCUUUGAUGUUGUAGUUGUAACAAGG
This is a messenger RNA of Amphimedon queenslandica, 1411 nucleotides long. Its product is annotated as vicilin-like seed storage protein At2g18540. NCBI's taxonomy places the organism in Eukaryota, Metazoa, Porifera, Demospongiae, Haplosclerida, Niphatidae. The record is from RefSeq and is a predicted model, not a curated record. The transcript has a single exon. Bases 362 to 1273 code for a protein of 303 amino acids.